This is a messenger RNA of Exophiala bonariae, 765 nucleotides long. RefSeq lists its product as uncharacterized. The record is from RefSeq and is a predicted model, not a curated record. Bases 1 to 765 code for a protein of 254 amino acids. Lineage: Eukaryota; Fungi; Ascomycota; Eurotiomycetes; Chaetothyriales; Herpotrichiellaceae. The transcript has a single exon.
AUGUUUAACGAGAACUUCUCCUUUGGGACAUCCCCACAGUCACCUACCCUCGCAGUGAACGUGGAAGAUUGUACAUCUGCUGAUAUCUCGCCUUUCACAUCACGAUGUUCCUCACCUCAUUCAUCAUCUCGACCAGCCGCACGUCGUGAUUCACGAUUCGACUCUUACAGAUACGUCGGAGCUCCUCGACAUCCUUCUGUUACUGCUCUUACCGCUCAAAUGCAAUCACACGCGUUGAUCGACAUUGAGAUGGACUCUCCCUCACCACCAAGCGAUAUGCCUUCCCCAUCGUCUUCCUCAGACACCGAUGGUGACGAAGGAUUUUAUGAUGGUCCAGAGACUCCUGCUACCAACCUUUCCGACUUCUCCUACCAAUCUGAUGAUGUUGACCCUACGCUUUGGGAUUUGAGUAUGUCAGACUCCAUGAUUGCCACAUCGUCACCGCGGCCCUCGUUAUCCCUAGAGGCACAGGCACUGUCAUCAUAUACUAUGCGUCGACGACAACGGCAGGCGUUGAUCCGACUACAGUGUCUCGCCACUCGAGCACCAGAUCUAGCGAUGUUGAUCGAAGAGUGUCACCCUAGUUCGCUCCCACUGGAGACAGAUAGUGUGAGAGCCUACAGUUCCAAGGAACGCAGUGAGAGUGUAUGCAGUUAUGGCGGUUUACUUGGAUCCACGAACGGGCGGAUUGAGAAGGAACGUCAUGGCUCAAUCGCAGCUGUGAGGAAGGCUCCGCGCAUGAGGAAGCGGAUGUCUACUCGAUGA